Molecule: messenger RNA, 1227 nt
Organism: Podospora pseudocomata
Lineage: Eukaryota; Fungi; Ascomycota; Sordariomycetes; Sordariales; Podosporaceae
Exons: 2
Coding region: 1-1227 (408 amino acids)
Source: RefSeq, a predicted model, not a curated record
AUGGCUCAGGAAGUUGCUGUUCCGCUCGGCCGGUUUUCAGAACCUCGACACCGUGAUGAUGAUGACAAUGAUGAUAAUGAUGGAGAUGAUGAUGAUGAUGAUGAUGGUGGUGGUGGUGGUGGUGGUGGUGGUGGGAAUGGGGAAGAUGAUGGCAGGCCUGUGAACCCCCGCCCGAGAAAGAGGAGGAGACUUGGCUGUUUGCCGACAGCAACCUCCAGAUCGAGCUUGCCGAGACAGAGGCGGUGUCUAAGGAAUACGAAAACGACAUCUUCCCAGCUUUAUUCUCUCUGUCAAAGCCGAAAAAAAGAGUUGCCGCCGUCGGAAAGGAUGCCACUUGCUAGGCGGUGCUCAGCGAUGAGCCUCCCCCCCUUUUCCCCUCCCACAUCACCACCUCGUCGUGCCGCUGCUCAGCCAUCCACCCCGCCGGUACAGACCAGUAAGGCCUUGUCAGCAGAAAAGGCCAAACGCCCACCAGCAUCCCUUCGAAAACUGCUCCCCAAAAUCGGCUUCUCCUGGCCGGUGCGCGAAACCCGAAACCGGCACAGCCGAAAGCUAGAAAGGAGGUUAGCCGGCCUGGAGGGACGUGAAAGAAGGGCUCUCCUGCACGCAUUCGGCGCGGGGGCCAACGAGCUGGACAAAAAAGUGGUAGAGAGGGGAUUGGUCUCUGUUUUUGAGGCUGGGUUGGGGGUUUUGAAAGGGGAGGGGAUGAAAAUGCGCAGCCUGGAAGAUCAGAGUUUAUUCUGGGAGGAGGUUAUCGCACACCAACCCGAGGCGUGGUUUGGACGUGUCACCGGGAAGGUCCUUCAUGGUUUGGUGUUGAUGACUGUUGAGGCUAGAUUCUGGGACAGGGAGCACGGGGUCAAAAUAGGGUGGAUGAACUCCGCGAGGGGGAGAAGCGAGCUUGUAAGGGUGGUGGACGAGUUUACCGCUUGGUUGGAGGAGAAUGAAGAUGGGCAGACGCGAAAGGAGUAUUUUGGCGGGAUUGAAGGGGCGGUGCAUGUUGAUCUUUUGGCUGACGAGAGAACCGAACAGGGGAGAAGUAUUCUGGAGGAGUUUAGUGCGAGGUAUGGGGUGGAGGAUAUGGAUGUUUAUGUUGAUUUUGACGAGCAGUUGGCCGAGGAGCUGGGGGAUCUGAUGGCGAGGUUGGCAAUUGAUGCUGAUGAGGAGAUGGUGGAUGUUGACUGGGAGCAGGAUUGGGAGGGGUGGAGCGAGGGGGGGAUUUUGUAA